UUCGUUUUGUACGAUGAUUACAUUAAACAAACGAAGCGCGGGAGAGACUGACACAAUUAAUGGUUCCUGCCAUUGUGGGAUUUUAUGUUUUAAGAAUGGCAAUGAAGCCAUUCAAAAUUAAAGGUGUACUCUGGUGGCUAAGCCUGGUCCUUCUGGUGCCGAGCUCGACCUGCCUGGAACCUGUCUCCAUUAUCACUGCUGUGGGAGCAGGAAUCUCCGCCACAUUCAUGGCCGCCUACAGACCUGUCAAAUGCCGAUAUUUUGCUGAAUGCUGCAUAGAUCGCCACAUAAUGCUCAAUGAGACAGCCCUGCGCCGAUCCUUGGACUUACACGUGUACGGACAGCAUCUGUGUACGUCAGCAGUGAUUAACCACCUGCGUGCUCACACCCGCUCAGCCAGCCCAAGUAAAGCCCUGGCCCUCUCCUUCCAUGGCAGUACAGGCACAGGCAAAAACUUUGUCAGCAAGAUCAUAGCCGAGAGUUUGUACAGGAAAGGCAUGAAAAGUAAAUAUGUUCACCUCAUAUCAGCCACCAAGGAAUUCCCUCACAAAGAAAUGGUGCCUCUUUAUAAGGAUAAGUUAAAGGAGUUGAUUGAAUCAAAUGUUGCUGAAUGUGAGCGCUCGCUGUUCAUAUUUGACGAGGUAGACAAGAUGCCUGUUGGACUUCUAGACAUCGUCAAGCCUUACCUUGACUUCUAUGAGGAUGUGGGUGGAGUGGACUUUAGGAAAAGUAUCUUUAUCUUCCUCAGUAACACUGCUGGUAAAGCCAUACUGACCGAGACACUUAACCAGUGGAGGGAAGGACGACUGAGGGAGCAGCUGGCUCUAGUAGACAUGGAGAGUUUGAUCACCAAGGCCGCAGUUAACACUAAAAACAGUGGAUUAUGGCACAGCGAGCUUCUCCUUUCACACAUGAUUUCUGCUCACCUGCCGUUUUUACCAAUGGAGCGUAAACAUGUUAGACAGUGUAUAAAAGACAGUCUCAUCACCAAAAAAUACUAUCGUAACCAUGGCGAUAUAGAUGACAGAAUUGUGAGAGAAAUUGCAGAUCAAUUGCCUUACUUCCCUGAAGAUGAGAAAAUGUUUUCUGUGACAGGCUGUAAGCGUGUUCCAGAGAAAGUGGACUACAUUAUGGCAGGCUAUGAUGACAGUUUACAGUAAAACAUUUUGUUAUAUGGAGCCAUGGAUACAAAAAUAAUGGGUUUAUGAAUAUUUUCUAUAGAUAUUCUUAUGACAUAUUGAUAUACCCUCGCAUGAUGAGUCGUUGAGGGUGUAUAGGGCCUGUUCAUUUCUUUGUAACGUAUCUGUCCUUCAUUUAUAUGGUGUCACUACGUACGUAUACUCUACAAACAUUCUUUUUCUCCAUUUUCCAUGAAACUUCACACACAUGUUAACAUAACCUCUUUUUGAGUUUGUGUUUCGACCUACUGAGGUAAAAAAAAAAGGUCAGAGUUAUUAUAAACAAUGUUUGACAGAAAUAGCUCUACAGACUUCAUUUCUUUUCCAACUGUCACGAAACUUCCCGCCAUACAUGUGCAAUAACAUCACUUCUUGAGGAAGUUUUUCUUUUCAAACUUCUUUGGUGAAAAUUGAUUUUUUCAUAUUGUCUUUGAUGCACUGUUAAGUGAAUAUAUUACCAGUUAAAAAAUGACUGGAUGAUAAUCAGGUUCUAGAAAAUGCAUGUUUGAAGAAAAUUUCUUUCAAUGUAUAAUGAAAUAUAAAGAAAUAUAUAGGACUGGUGCUACUUUUUAUCUAACUUUGACAAUAUUA
Molecule: messenger RNA, 1769 nt
Organism: Mizuhopecten yessoensis (Yesso scallop)
Lineage: Eukaryota; Metazoa; Mollusca; Bivalvia; Pectinida; Pectinidae
Product: torsin-1A-like
Exons: 6
Coding region: 60-1160 (366 amino acids)
Molecular function (GO): ATP binding; ATP hydrolysis activity
Source: RefSeq, a predicted model, not a curated record